Molecule: messenger RNA, 7104 nt
Organism: Oryzias melastigma (Indian medaka)
Lineage: Eukaryota; Metazoa; Chordata; Actinopteri; Beloniformes; Adrianichthyidae
Gene: tulp4b
Product: TUB like protein 4b
Exons: 16
Coding region: 871-5682 (1603 amino acids)
Molecular function (GO): protein binding
Source: RefSeq, a predicted model, not a curated record
AGUUUAUAAGAUUUUAAUUUUCUCUUAAAUGUGAUUCUAUCUUUAUUUCUAUUGUUUGUUUGAUUCUUUCCUUAAAAUCCAUCAUUCAUGUUCCAGGGUCCUCCACGAUCUUAAAAACGUUGAACUUCUUUAGUGUUUUUAACAAUACGUGACAUCUGCGUAAAAUAUAUAAAAGUUAAAGUAAAGUCGAGAUUCUUUCAACAUUAAAUCUAUAGAAAUGUAUGAUUAUUUCAACAGUCAAAGGAGAACCGUGCAUGCGCGCAGCGCUGGGUUGCCAUUUAGACAAAACCCCCCUUUGAGCCUUUCAGGUCUGGCGGGAUAAGACGGGGCUGAUCGGGGGGGUCAGGAGGAAGAUGCAGGUAAAUCAUCCACCUGUUCAUCUUCAUAUGACUGUGGCGGGGGGGGGGUGUCUCUCCUCCAUAAGGGAUCAUCCCUCCCGCCAUCCUCCGCACUUCACGCCUCAUGGCAUCCCGCCUUAAAGCCACAGAGCGGCUCAGAUGAAGGCUGAUGCUGCUGUUCCAGCUCCUCCUCUUCCUCAGCUCUUCGUCAGUCAGUCAGUCAGACAGACCCGCAGCUCACGCAGAUUCCCGCAGCAGCGGCGCUGUGGAGCUGUGCGUGAUGCUGGCAGCCUCAGCCCCGAGCAGACGCGCUGCUGUGCGUGACGCUGCGGGGUUCUGAGGAGGAGCCGAGUCUCCCCAGACUCAAGCGACUGCGGGUCUCUCUGAUCCGCAGCGGGACUGCGCGGCUGUGCGGAGGACAUGCGGGUCAGCCGCACCGCAGCGCCGCUCUGAACCCCCGCAGAGGAGCGUCUGCCGUCAGCUCAUCUGGAUGGAAACAUGGACUCCUUCAGCCGAGGCUCUCUGACUCACCAUGUCCAGGAGCUGUGAGCCUGGUCAGUCAGUAGGGAUGCUGGCCGCCGUGGAACACGGUUCCCUCCUCUGCAGUGACUCCAACAUCCUCUGCCUGUCGUGGAAAGGCCGCGUCCCCAAGAGCGAGAAGGACAAGCCCGUGUGCCGUAGACGCUACUACGAGGAGGGCUGGCUCGCCACCGGGAACGGCAGGGGAGUGGUUGGAGUGACGUUCACGUCCAGUCACUGCAGGAGGGACAGAAGCACGCCUCAGAGGAUCAACUUUAACCUGCGAGGACACAACAGCGAGGUGGUCUUGGUGCGCUGGAACGAGCCUUUCCAGAAGCUGGCCACCUGCGACAUGGAAGGAGGAAUAUUUGUUUGGAUCCAGUACGAAGGGAGAUGGUCGGUGGAGCUGGUGAAUGACCGAGGAGCUCAGGUGAGCGACUUCACCUGGUCACAUGAUGGUACUCAGGCCCUCAUUGCGUACAGAGACGGCUUUGUGUUAGUGGGCUCGGUGAGCGGACAAAGACACUGGUCCUCUGAGAUCAACUUGGAGAGUCAGAUCACCUGUGGCAUCUGGACUCCUGACGACCAGCAGGUGUUGUUCGGGACUGCAGACGGUCAGGUGAUUGUGAUGGACUGUCAUGGACGAAUGCUGGCUCAUGUUCUACUGCACGAGUCAGAUGGGAUUGUGAGCAUGUCGUGGAACUGUCCAGACUUCUUGUUGGAGGACAGCACAGAGAGUGACACGGACACUGAAGACGUUCUCCCUCAAGUGCGUAGGGUCAAGCCGGUGUUGACCGUCACCUUCCUGUCAGGAGACAUAAGUUUGAUGAACAACUACGACGACUUGUCUCCUGUGAUAAUUCGAUCAGGACUCAAAGAUGUGGAGGCGCAGUGGUGCUCGCAGGGAGACCUCCUGGCUGUGGCCGGCAUGGAAAGACACAGACUUCCGUCUGACUCCACCUGUGCUUCCAUCACAAGGAACGCUCUUGUCAAGUUCUACAAUGUCCAAGGAGAACACAUCUACACUCUGGAAACACCUGCACAGAGGCCAAUUACCACCAUCUGUUGGGGCCACCGAGACUCUCGCCUCUUCCUGGCUUGUGGAUCGGCGCUCUAUGUGGUCCGUGUGGAGCACAGGGUGGCCAGUCUUCAGCUCCUGUGCCAGCAGGGCAUCGCCAGCGCCCUGCGGGAGGAGAAGGACGUGGGGAAGCUGAACAUGCCCUCCCUGCUGUGCUCCUACGUCACCACGGCUUUCAUCCCCACCAUUAAGCCUCCGAUCCCUGACCCCAACAACAUCCGGGACUUUGUCAGCUACCCCACAACUGGAAACGAGCGUCUGCACUGCACCAUGAAGCGAGCAGAGGACAGCCCUGAGGCGGGCGGUCCCUGCUACAUGCUGUACCUGGAGUAUUUAGGAGGACUCGUGCCCAUUCUCAAGGGGCGGCGCAUCAGUAAACUCCGGCCCGAGUUCGUCAUUAUGGAUCCAAAAACCGAUAGCAAAGCAGAAGAGGUGUGUGUGAACCCCAUGAUCUCCUACGCCGACAGCUGCAACUGCUCCGACUCCAGCGACAUCGACCUGAGCGAUGAGUGGGUCGGAAAGAAGUCGCCGAAGUUAUCCCGAGGAAACAGGUUGAACAUGGAAUCCAGGAAAUCUCCCAAACUUUCACGGGCCAAUCACGAGGGCCAGCGGUCGCCACGGUUACCAACCCGGAAGCCUCCGGUCCGAUCGCCAAGUCUCUCACGAAGAGAGUUUGGGAUGGACGGGAUCACGGAGCACAACUAUCUUGCUCAAGUCACAUCCAACAUUUGGGGAACCAAGUUCAAAAUUGUUGGGCUUGCCUCUUUCCUCCCAACCAACCUUGGUGCAGUCAUCUACAAGACCAGCCUGCUUCAUCUGCAACCACGACAGAUGACCAUCUACCUGCCAGAGGUCCGGAAGAUCUCUCAUGACUUCAUGAGCCUCCCCGUGUUCAACCCCAGCGUCUUCAGCGAGGAUGAGGAUGAUCUGCCAGUAAUGGGGCCUUCCGGAGUGUCGGCAGACAACCCCCCAUGCACGGCCAACAUUCCCAUCGCCCCCAUCCACAGCCCGGCACAGGCAAUGUCUCCAACUCAGAGUAUCGGCCUGGUCCAGUCUCUUCUAGCCAAUCAGAACAUUCAGCUUGACGUUUUGACCAAUCCAACAGCCACAGCUGCAGCCGCCGCCGCUUCCACUCCGGUGUCGGAUCACGGCCGGGAUUCAGGCGCAUCCCCGUAUCCGGUACCCAGCAGAUACUCUGCUCCCAAUCAGCAGCAGCACCAGCAGAUGCAGAGGCAGCACCAGCAGAUGCAGCAGCAGCUGAAGCUGCAGAUGGCGCUGCCUCCCGCUCCUUCCGGAUACCCCACCAUCUCCCUGCAGCAGCUGCAUCUGCUGCCUCAGCUUCCCCCGCCGGCGUCCGAGCCCCGGCUCAGCCACACGCUGAAGCCUGGCCUGCCGCGGACGCUGCCCCCCUCCUUCAGUGACUCGGACGGGUCUGUGGAAACCCAGCUGAGGAAGGCAAACCCCCCCCCUCCAUAUCCGGGGACAGUGGUCUCUGCCGUGGCGGCGGUCCCUGCACCGCCACAAACGCUGGUCACAAACUGCGACAGCUCCAGCGUUCUGGCUGCUGACCCCUGCCUGAAGAAAGACGACUUCCUGCUGCAUCCGGUCACUCUGCAGUAUCCCACGCCUCUGGGGUACGAGAGAAUCACCACCUUUGACAGCAGCGGCAACGUGGAGGAGGUCUGUCGGCCACGGCGGCGCCUCCUUCGCAACCAGAAUGCAUACGCCGUCCACGGCAUAGGGGGCUCAGCCACGCUCAAGGUCACGUCCUCCGACAGCAAAAAGGUCCAGCUGCCCUACAGCUCAGCAACACUCAGCCGGCUGUCCGUCCCUCGCUAUUCCAUACCAAGUGGAGACCCCCCUCCAUACCCGGAGCCGCCAGCCCAGGUGACGGCCACUCUCCCCCCUCCCCAGAGAAUGGACAGCGGUCUCAUUCACGCAACUCUGUGUCGAGAGCGCAGAGACAUGGGACUCAAAGUGCCCCCGAUGACGGAAAGCUCCAGAACUCUUCCCACAAAGGCCAAAAUGAACAGCGCACUGCCUCUGUCCUACCAGCAGAGGGCGCCCCCCGCCCUGUACACAUGCACCCAGUGUAGCAGCAACAGCACCAGCGUCAGCGUGAGCGGGGGAGGCCCGACCAGUAGCGGCAUCGCGGGGGGCACGGUGGUGAGGCAGGAUUUCCCCCCUGGGAAAGGCGCCCACCACAGCACCAUCAUAGUUCACUCCAAAAGCUCCUCCCCUUUGGCGUCCCAGUCAUCCUACAGCCUCCUAGGAGGCGUGGACAACAGCCAGGACAGAACGGUGUACAUCAACUCCGCCUUCACCGAAGACGAGACCCUGAACCCUCAGAGUCACCUGGAUAAGUCUGUUCGCCAGCUGACUCUGGGUGACGUCAACCUGACAGCCAAACGGCCCCCGCCCUAUCAGUGGGACUCCUCCACCACGGAGGACUUGUGGCUUCCUCAGGAGAAGGUGAUGCUGGCUCCACCUCCAGGUUCUCACAAAGCCCCUCAGCUGCUCAUCAGCCAGGCUCAGCACCUGGAUGUGGCCCGCAUCCCUUUUCUGCUCGCCACCAAACCCCCCAGCAGCCUGAGCGGCAGCACACUCACCUUCCCGUCAGGGUACCAGAUCGCUCUCUCGCCCUUCCCCCAGAGCGUGGCUCACAACGGAGGUCUUCAGCCCCCGCAGUGCUCCCCAAAUGACGUGGUCUCGUUUGCUCAGCAGGACCCCACAGUGCUCCUCCCUCCCGGAUACCCCCCAAACCUGUCCGGCUUGGCGUGCUGCCCCCUCCCCCCCCUGUAUCCAGGAGCCAGCUCAUGCGCCAGCAUUCAGCUGCACCCGGUCAGCCUGCACCCCUGGAACCCCUACCCGCCCCCACUCCAAGACCCUCCUGCGCCGCCCCUACCGACCAAAGCUCACCAAGUGUCGGAGAAGGCCGUCCUGUCUCCUCCCCCCCCCACCGCUCCUCCUCCUCCUCCUCCUCCUCUGCCACCCCCUCCGCCACCCACAGAUCUGCCGUCCUCCAAAAGUGCCGGCGAAGAUCUAGCGGAGUCCUCCAACAGCUUCCCAUCGUCCCUAAACGACAGUCCAGUGCAGCAAGAGGCGGAGCCCUACAACAAGAAGAGCCGGCGGAGGCUGGACAGCCGGGUGGAGGAGGCCAACAUGUCCGACAGCAGAUCCCGAAAGGAGGGGCGGGGCCUCUCUGACUUCAACACGCUCAUUUCCAGCCCCAGACUGGGCAGCAGGGAGAAGAAGAAGCCCAAAGGGCAGCGUGAGCAGCCCAGCAAGGCCAAGAAGGUGAGCAGAACCGCCACCGAGUUUCAGGACAGCUCGGAGAGCGAGCCCGAGCUGUUCAUCAGCGGAGAUGAGCUGAUGAACCAGAACCAGAGCAGCAAGAAGAGCUGGAAAAACAAACGGAGCCAGCGCAUGGCCAGCGAGCUGGAGGAGAUCAAGAGCCGCAAGGCCAACGAGCGCGAGGACCGCAGUCUGGGCAGCCAAGGCUUUCUGUACGUGAUGGCCAACAAGCAGCCUCUGUGGAACGAGGCCACGCAGGUGUACCAGCUGGACUUUGGGGGCCGGGUCACCCAGGAGUCAGCCAAGAACUUCCAGAUAGAGCUGGACGGCAGACAGGUGAUGCAGUUCGGGCGGAUAGACGGGAACGCGUACAUCCUGGACUUCCAGUACCCCUUCUCGGCGGUGCAGGCGUUCGCCGUGGCACUGGCUAACGUGACGCAGAGGCUGAAGUGACGGCGCACGUUCCCGGUCUCGGACAGGACUUUAUUUAAAGGAGGAAUAAUGUUCAGUCAGAAUGACGGCGAGGUUGGCCGCUCCUCACCAUCAACCUGCUUUAUUUCCUUUCAUUUUCAGUUCCUCAGUCUGUCAUUCUCUGUUCACUUCAUUUCAUUUUUAUACUUUCUGUUUUGGAUCUUUUAUAUUUCAGUGACCCUUCUCCUUUCUAUUGCAUUCACAUUGUUGCGUUCCAUCAGCUCUUUUUAAACAUCUUUUGAUCUUUUUUUCCUUUGAUCCUCUUCAUCUGUUUCAGAGUUCAUGUUUCAGGAACAUCUUUCUGAUCACGCCCUUUUCUUUUUUUCAUCUUUUGGGUUCAUUUUUCCACUUUUUCUUGCUGAUUGACUUUCAGCAGACAUCGUCUAGCAAUGGACUGAAGCAUUCAUGUGAUGUCUGAGGAACACAGCUGCUGUUUCAUAGUGAUGGUUUGUACUUCUGUCUGUGGUAUAGAGUCAUGCUUUGGAAAUGCUGCGUAAUGCAAGGCGGAUUUUCCUCCUGAAGCUGCUUCUGGAGGUGAAGUGCUGCUUUAGUCAUCGCUGGGGUUCCUGGAACCUUCUUCAGAUCCGGUUCAUGUCCUCAUGUCAGGGCUUUGUACUUCUGCUCGGUAAUGGUCUUUCUGCAGAUCCGUCUGCAGCGUCAGCAACGUCUGGAACGUCUGAGCGUCUGCAGUGUCUGCAGCAACUGCGACCUCUGCAGUGUCUGCAGUGACUGCAGUGUCUGCAACGUCUGCACCAACUGCAGCACCUGAGCGUCUGCACCAACUGCAGCACCUGAGCGUCUGCACCAACUGCAGCGUCUGAGCGUCUGCAACGUCUGCAGCGACUGCAGUAACUGCAACGUCUGCAGCGUCUGCAACGUCUGCACCAACUGCAGCGUCUGAGUGUCUGCAACGUCUGCAGCGUCCGCAGUGACUGCAGUGUCUCAGCGACUGCAGCGUCUGCAAUGUCUGCACCAACUGCAGCGUCUGAGCAUCUGCAACGUCUGCUGUGACUUCAGUGACUGCAGUGUCUGAGCGACUGCAGCGACUGCAACGUCUGCAGAACGGGCCUGCAGACUGAUCACAAUGUAAUAAAAUCUGUGGAUCUGCUGCUUCUGUUUCAUGCUUUAUUGGAAUGUGUUUGCUCUUCACAUUUUCAGCAGAAAGAUCUCUUCUUUCAGAGAACACAAACAGGACAGUAAAGUAUUUGGAUACACAGUACAAUGGUUUAUGAAAGGGUCAAACAGGAGCUGUUACAUAACAGUGAUGCCUUCCUCCAUCGUUUGAAGGGUGACCAAUCUUAAACCAACUCUUUUUGUCUGUUGACCUCUAUAAACGGAGCUUUUAAAGUGCUAUCUGUUGCCACAUUUUUGACUAAUUAAAAUUAACUUGUUUAAUUCCAGAAA